UUGAUGGUGUAACAUUCUCUCUUGCUAGUAAAAGGUGGUAUUGAUGCGUUGCCAAACAACAAGUCUGAGCCUCUGUUUGAAACUGUGAAGACAAUUUGGUAUAGCAGUCAUGCUAUUUUUAAUGAAUUUUAUAAUUGAACUUAUCGGUUGGCUGCAUCAUAUUAUUAUAUAGCCAGAAAAUGAAGCCUUAAUAAAAUAUCGAAGUCGUGAUCAGAGACAACUGCAGAUAAUCGCCAUACGUGUUAAGAGUGAUAAAUCUUCUGCAGUCUGCACGUGAAAGGAACGUGAUUUUUCCUCUAAAACCACUCUCAAUGGCGUGAAUACCCAGCCCGAAGAUAAAACACAGCGCCGACUGCACUUCUGGAUUAGUUUCUUGUUUCUGUAAUGUGUUACAUGUUGGAUGAAAUAUCUACUAGUAGAUGUACCUCUGGAUAAGUAUAUGUCAAUUGCCUGGACAUUUUUUCCACUAAUUUGGGUGACCAAAUUUCUCAAGGACAAUGACGGCGCUUAGGGUUGCUCUUUCAGUUCUCGGUAGAACUCAGAUUCACCUUCAGGCUAGAGGUGGAUUACUGCAGAAAAAACAUGAUUUGUUAGCCCGCGUCGUUACCUGCAAUUUCAUAUCCACACAUCAUGUAACAAAAGGAAUUGAGCUAACGUCACAGGAUGACGACCUUGUGACUCAUGGUAACAAGUUCCAAUUGAAUGUGCCAAAAGAUCGUCCUUUACUUGUCAUCUUAUCAUGGCUUUUGUCCAAAAAGAGGCACAUAAAAAAAUUCAUAGACUUCUACAUGGAACAGGGAUUUGACGUAAUAACAGUGUCGAUCAGUCCAUGGCAACUUAUUUGGCCUGCAAAGGGCUCUCGUUUGGUUGCAGCGGAUCUACUCGCAUUUUUAGAACAGAAUAAAAACUACCAGCAAAUUCUUCUGCACGGAUUUUCCGUUGGCGGGUAUAUGUGGGGUGAGGUCUUGGACAUGAUACAUACCGACAGAAAGAGAUAUGAUCCUAUUAUCGAUCGUAUUACCGGACAAAUUUGGGACAGUGCGGCUGAUGUUAGUGAAAUAUCAAUUGGAACACCACUUGCUGUCUUCCCCAACAAUGCCAUGCUCCAAGCAGCUCUGAAAAAAUAUUUAGAGUACCACAUGGCAACUUUUCACAAACAGGCGACUCAGUACUACAUUAGGUCGAGCCAGUUAUUCCAUACAAACUUGGUGCGUUCUCCAGCCUUGUUUAUAAUCAGUAAGACCGAUCCUGUAGGUGCUCUCAAGUGUAACCAAAGGGUAAGGGACUCUUGGGAUUCUCUGGGAGUGGAGACAUACAUGAAAAUUUUUGAAAAAUCUCCGCACGUUGGACACUUUUACAAACACCCUAAGGAAUAUGUUACUGAAUUGUAUACAUUCUUGGACAAGAUUGGACUAAUACGAAAUGAAGAAAAAAUUAGGGCGCGAAUGUAAUGUCUGAUCACUUGUCAAUUACCAAGUCAUGAAAAAUGUCACUUCAUUGUGGUUCAUUUGCUCAUGUAGAUGAUUAGUUUAGGACAAUCAAAUGCUAUUUCGACUUCGAUUUAUGCAUAAGUGGAUAGUGCGAUUACAAACUAAGUAAUAAGUGGAUUUUCUAUGGCGUAAUUCUUGUACAAAAUGGUAUCAGCUUGAUUCAAAAAGUGGAUCGACAGUUGCCAGUAAAUUAAAACAUGUAUGUCUCGAUAUAGUUGAGAUGUGAGUCGUUUUUACAGUGUUGGUCAGAGUGAACUUACUUUUUUCCAUCAAUUAUUCAUAUUUACACAUAAUAUUGUAUCAGCUCUCGACUUAUAGUCUUUUAAUAUGGAGAUAAUAGUAUGGCUUCCAAUGAAUGAUAGAUAAAAAAUAAUAAAAACUACCGUAUGCAGACCAUAUACAUAAGACAGACUUUCAAAAUGAUGUAUUUUAUUUCAAAAGUGUGUUUGAUACAGCUUUUUCCAAUCACAAAACUUUGUCUCUAUUACUUUUGUAGCGAUAUUACAUGUUUUGAAAGCUAA
Molecule: messenger RNA, 2011 nt
Organism: Athalia rosae (coleseed sawfly)
Lineage: Eukaryota; Metazoa; Arthropoda; Insecta; Hymenoptera; Athaliidae
Exons: 6
Coding region: 498-1451 (317 amino acids)
Molecular function (GO): serine hydrolase activity
Source: RefSeq, a predicted model, not a curated record